Molecule: messenger RNA, 2316 nt
Organism: Ascochyta rabiei
Lineage: Eukaryota; Fungi; Ascomycota; Dothideomycetes; Pleosporales; Didymellaceae
Exons: 2
Coding region: 1-2316 (771 amino acids)
Biological process (GO): amino acid transmembrane transport
Molecular function (GO): amino acid transmembrane transporter activity
Source: RefSeq, a predicted model, not a curated record
AUGGCAACAGACGCCCCAGACUCGUCGCGGCCGUUGGCAGUCCCUUCAUCGUCGAGGGACUCCGGCCGCAGCUCUCCCUCGCAGUCCAUCUCGCAGUCCAUCUCGCAGUCCAUCUCGCAGUCCAUCCCGCAGUCGGUCCCACGCGCAGACUCGACCGCAAGGCUCGGCUCGCCCGUGCCUUCGUCUGUCCAGUCCCGCGCGCCCGCCGUCGGCCAGAUUCCGACGCCUGCCCAGCUCGAGGAAGUCUCCCCAGUGCCGAUACAGACGCCCUUGGCUGGACGUGCUGAGCAGAAGUCGUCGCUGCCCGGCCCCGGCACUUCCGCCUUGUCCUCGGCGCUCAAGGACUCCCUCGGCAAGAGCCCUCCAAGGUUCCCUCAACCACCGGCCACACCGCAGUCGCCUGCCGUGAACGCUGCCGCUUCAACCCGCGGACCCCCUAGCAACUUCGGCUCCUACGACGGCCGAGGCCGCUCUCCCGUGCCUUACGAGGACCCUGAGAUUGUGCGCCGGCACUUGGUCGGCCAGUAUGGCUCACCCAGCCGCUCGACCCGCGGCUUUGGAGGCGACGACGACUCCCAGAGCAGAAGAGGGGACGACGACGAGGACGAAGAGUUCUCCAGCCUGCAGCUACAGGGCGGCGACAUCACCAGGCAGAUAUACAGAUGGAGCGAGCAGCAGGCUGCCGAGGAGCGAGGCAGAAUGUCUCGCAGCAAGAGCUUCCACGCUUCCCGCCCCAAGGACGACCACGACAUAAGUGCGUCGUCCAUUCGGCAGCCAGGAGGCUUUCGUCGGCAGUACCUGCGCAAGAACGCUCCUAGCCAGUCCCCUGCACCCGGCCCCUCUGGCUACGGCACCGUCGGCGAACCAGCUCGGCAACCGUCCCAACCCUUCACAAGCAACUUCCUAGAGUUCCUGACCCUGUAUGGCCAUUUCGCCGGUGAGUCGCUUGAAGACGACGAUGAAGUGCUUGGCCCCGACGAGUACUUUUCCUCCGACGCCCUGGACUCAGGCGACCAAUCCGAGGACGAAGGACGCGAGUACGGUGAAUCCAGCGGUCUCCUUGCGCCAGGAGGAAAACGGAGAAAGAGGAAGCCGAAGCCCGAGGGCAAGGGCACGCCUACAGGUGCGGCUAUGCUGCUCCUCAAGUCUUUCGUUGGCACGGGUGUCCUAUUCCUGCCUAGAGCGUUUCUCAACGGUGGUAUGGCUUUCUCAAACGUAGUGCUUCUGGCUGUAGCUGGUUUGUCCUACUUCUGCUUCGUGCUGCUCGUUGACACACGUCUCGCCGUCGAGAGCUCGUUCGGCGACAUGGGCCUCCAUCUCUACGGUCGAUGGAUGCGAAAUCUCAUCAACUUCUCCCUCGUCAUUUCGCAGAUAGGCUUCUCGUCAGCCUACAUUGUCUUCGUCUCCGAGAAUCUGCAAGCGUUCGUGCUAGCCGUCACGAACUGCGCAACCUUCAUCGACAUCAAGUACAUGAUCUUGAUGCAGAUGGUCGUUUUCUUGCCGCUAUCGCUCUACCGCAACAUCAACAACAUUCAGAAGCUUGCACUCAUUGCUGACGCCUUCAUCCUUCUGGGCCUCGUCUAUCUGUAUUACUACGAUUUGUUCACAAUCGUCCACCAAGGCGGCAUCUCCGACAUUGCCAACUUCAACCCCAAGGACUGGACGCUAUUCAUCGGCACAGCAAUCUUCACGUUCGAAGGCAUUGGCCUGAUCAUUCCAAUCCAGAGCGGCAUGAAGGAUCCCAAGAAAUUCCCCAAGGUUCUUGGAGGUGUCAUGAUCAUCAUCACUGUGAUCUUCGUCAGCGCCGGCGCCCUUUCCUAUGCCGCCUUUGGCUCCAAGACCAAGACUGUUGUUCUGCUCAACAUGCCGCAGGACAACAGAUUCGUCAACGCCGUACAGUUCAUCUACUCCCUCGCUAUUCUGCUCUCGACACCCCUGCAAAUCUACCCGGCUAUCGAAAUCACCAGCCAGCAAUUGUUCAGCAGGACUGGCAAGUACAACCCUCUCAUCAAGUGGAAGAAGAACUUCUUCCGCUUCUUCAUGGUUGUGCUCUGCGCUUGCAUUGCCUGGGCGGGUGCUGGUGACCUCGACAAGUUCGUCAGUCUUGUGGGCAGCUUCGCCUGUAUUCCGCUGGUGUUUAUCUACCCCCCUAUGCUCCACUACCGCGCUGUUGCCAGAACCACAUUUGCACGCACCCUGGACGUUGUCAUGUGCGUCGUGGGCUUGGUUGCUAUGAUCUAUACUACCUCUCUCACCGUACAGAGCUGGGUCGAAGGAGGCAAACCCAAGGCUCCCGGGUAUUGCGACGGCCGAUGA